ACACCGGGAAAAUGACGGUACCAACGGUUAUAACGACUUUUAACGCCCGGGCAGAAUGUAAGCGUUCCUCCUCUUGAGUAGGUCAGUGAGUUCCGGAGUCGGGGAUUGAUGAGGACCCGUUUUUUGUGCGUUUUGUUGGAUUAAAAACGGAGCCCCGCGGGCUGUCCGGAUCAGUCAGGAGUUGGAACAACGGCCAGUUUCCUGUAACAAGCUACUCCUUACAGCUUGUCGACACUUUCUGAUGCUCCCAGGCGGGCAGGUUGUUUUAUUGAUUUAAAAAAAAAAAGAUGUUCCAGAGACGCGAAACGGUUCUAACACCGGAGUGUUUGAAAGGCUGAGCUCUGUUUAGGUCCAAACCGAGUCCCGAGUGUGUUUUCCAUCCACCUGUGCGUUUCAUCCCCGGCUCGUGAACUUUAAAUUGGGAGGAGACAACAAACAUGGCGUUCUUUAAUUUCCGUAAAAUAUUCAAGCUGGGGUCGGAGAAGAAGAAGAAACAGUACGAGCACGUGCGCAGGGACGAAAACCCAGAGGAGGUCUGGGAAAUGAUUGGAGAGCUGGGAGAUGGAGCCUUUGGGAAAGUUUUCAAGGCUCAAAACAAGCAGACGGGCAUCCUCGCUGCUGCCAAAGUUAUCGACACGAAAACCGAAGAGGAGCUGGAGGACUACAUGGUGGAGAUCGACAUCCUGGCCUCCUGCGACCACAAGAACAUCGUCAAACUGCUCGACGCAUUUUACUACGAGAGCAAACUGUGGAUCCUCAUCGAGUUCUGUGCAGGGGGGGCUGUGGAUGCCGUCAUGCUCGAACUGGAGAGACCCCUGACCGAGCCCCAGAUCCGGGUGGUGUGUAAACAGACUCUGCAGGCUCUGGUCUACCUCCACGAAAACAAAAUGAUCCACAGAGACCUGAAGGCCGGCAACAUCCUGCUCACGCUGGACGGAGACGUAAAGCUGGCUGACUUUGGUGUCUCUGCCAAAAACACCAAAACUCUGCAGAGAAGGGACUCUUUCAUCGGAACCCCGUACUGGAUGGCUCCAGAGGUGGUGAUGUGCGAGACGUCCAAGGACCGUCCCUACGACUACAAGGCUGAUAUCUGGUCCCUCGGGGUCACCCUCAUCGAGCUGGCCCAGAUUGAGCCCCCCAACCAUGAGAUGAACCCCAUGAGGGUCCUGCUAAAAAUAGCCAAGUCUGACCCCCCGACCCUGAUGCAGCCAUCACGCUGGUCUCCAGAGUUUAAGGAUUUUCUGAAGCGGUGUCUGGACAAGAACGUGGACAACAGAUGGACCGCAGCUCAGCUCCUUCAGCAUUCGUUUGUGACGACUGUGACCGACAGCAGGCCUCUGAGGGAGCUGAUCGCCGAGGCCAAGGCCGAGGUCACCGAGGAGAUCGAAGAGCACAAAGAGGAGGAGGAGGAGGAGGAGACAGAGGCACAUCUGGGCCACAAGCGAGCCCCGUCAGACGUCAGCGUCGCCAGCUCCGAGGAUGAGAAGAUCCCCCUCUCCCCCUCCAGCCUGGAGGUCGUUCCUGAGAAGCUGGAACCGAUCCGGCUCGCGACCACCCCCACCGAGCUUCCUGUGGCCAACCACGUGGCGGACACCAGUUCUGAGUCAGAGCCUGCUGCAGACGAGGCUCUGAACACUCCGAUUAACGACGAAGAGGCUGAAAUCAAACCACCGGAGGCGGAGGUUGCCUCACCAGAGCCCGAGACUCCGUCCAAAGAGCUGCAGCAGCUGGAGUUAAACGCCGAGGAUGAAAAGGAGGUGGACACAGCUGAGGUCUCUGAGCCUCCUCAGGAGGACAACACGCCCGUCACAGAGGAGCCGAACACUCCACCGGAAGACGGAGAGCCGUACCAACACCUGAAAGUGACUCUGACUCUACCAGAGGACGAUAAAGCUGCCCUGCAGGAGGAGACGGAGGAGAAACCUGCAGAAAAAGACAGAACGAACGUCGACGAGGAAAAGAAAACGAGACACGAGAAGGACAGAGAUUCAGACUCAGGAAGCUGCUCCACUGCAGAUAACAGCAGUGUGGACCUGAACCUGUCCAUCUCCAGCUUUAUGUCCAAAACUAAAGAGCCUGGAUCCGUCUCCGUCCAGGAAAUGAAACGUCAGAAGAAAACGUUGAAAAAGACGCGUAAAUUCAUGGUGGACGGCGUGGAGGUUAGCGUCACGACGUCCAAGAUCAUCACGGACAACGACGCCAAGAACGAGGAGAUGAGGUUCCUCAGGAGGCAGGAGCUGAGGGAGCUGCGCCUCCUGCAGAAGGAGGAACAGCGGGCGCAGCAGCAACUCAGCAACAAGCUGCAGCAGCAGAAGGAGCAGAUCUACCGGCGCUUCGAGCAGGAGACCACGGGUAAGAAGCGUCAGUACGACCAGGAGGUGGAGAACAUGGAGCGGCAGCAGAAACAGACCAUCGAGCGGCUGGAGCAGGAGCACACCAACCGGCUGCGAGACGAGGCCAAGCGCAUCAAAGCCGAGCAGGACAAGGAGCUGUCCAAGUACCAGAACGUGCUGAAGAACCGCAAGAAAGAGGAACAAGAGUUCCUGCAGAAGCAGCAGCAGGAUCUGGACUCUGCUCUGAAGAAGAUCAUCCAGCAGCACAAGCUGGAGCUGGCCACCAUCGAGAGGGACUGUCUGAACCACAAGCAGCAGCUCCUGAGAGCUCGAGAGGCCGCCAUGUGGGAGCUGGAGGAGCGCCACCUGCAGGAGAAACACCAGCUGUUCAAACAGCAGCUGAAGGACCAGUACUUCAUGCAGAGGCAUCAGCUGCUGAAGAGACACGAGAAGGAGAUGGAGCAGAUGCAGCGCUACAAUCAGCGCCUCGUCGAGGAGAUGAAGAACAAGCAGACCCAGGAGAGAGCCAGGCUCCCCAAGAUCCAAAGGAGCGAGGCCAAGACCCGCAUGGCCAUGUUCAAGAAGAGCCUCCGCAUCACAGCGGCCGCCAUCACGCCCGAGCAGGAGAGGGAGCGGGUCAAACAGUUUGCAGCUCAGGAGGAGAAGAGGCAGAAGAACGAGCGGCUCCACCAGCACCAGAAACACGAGAACCACAUGAGAGACCUGCAGCUGCAGUGUGAAGCCAACGUCCGAGAGCUCCAACAGCUGCAGAACGAGAAGUGCCACCUGCUGAUCGAACACGAGACCCAGAAGCUGAAGGAGCUGGAUGAGGAGCACAGCGUGGAGCUGAGGGAGUGGAGGGACAAACUACGACCCAGGAAGAAGGCGCUGGAGGACGAGUUCGCCAGGAAGCUGCAGGAACAGGAAGUGUUCUUCAAGAUGAGCGGCGAGUCAGAGUGCCUUAACCCGACCAACCAGAGCCGCAUCUCCAAGUUCUACCCCAUCCCCAGCGUCCACUCCACCGGGUUCUAACCGGACCCAGUUUACACAGACUGAGACGGGUUCUGCUCGUCUAUUUGAAGGAUUUUCACCGCAGGGACGUCCAACCUGUGUGUGGAUCAAGAGUCCGGUGCCUGGAGAACCAGACGGUUCUGGUUUCUGAGUCCGAGCAGCUGCUGAUCUUUGUGUUCCGCUCAACGUUUCUCCUAAAGAUGGAAGUUCUUCCUGCACUCCGACUCCGUUUGAAGUCAAAAUCAGUCGUUCUCAUUAGUGAACACGACACUUUUACCGCUGGAGCUGAACUGAAGCACUGACGGCCGCCAUCUUGUAAAGAGCUACAUGUGGAAGCUGCACAUCUUUGUGUGCUGUUUGGUCCAAAAACACAGAAAAAAAAAACUUUAUUUUACUGAAAUAAACAGAAAUCCUGCCUGAUGAGAAAACAGGAGACAAACGUUCUGUAACGAGCCUCCCACCGACCCGGCACGGACCAGAACCAAACACAACACGUCAACAGGAGUGCUGCUGCACGACAGAAACGAAGAAAUAAUUUUAUUAGUUUUUAUUUUGACUUGUUUUCCAAGUUAAACUUUUUUUAAUCUACAAAAAUAACAAACAGCAUUAAGGUCAAAUAAAACUUCAGAACAGUUUUAGUCAUUUUACUUUUUGUUAGAACAUUUUGAAAAUGAACAGAUGACUAGACGUGCACAGGCAGACCUCAGCUGGACCUGCAACAAGAGAGUUUAGUGAUCCAGAACCAGGUGAGCACCUCAGGUCUGUCCCACCCGAUUCUGGACUAGAGAAGAACUGAACGCAGCUCUUCUGGGGUUUAUGAAGGAUUUUCUGACGGUCACAUUUUUCCCAGAGAAACGAAAAAGCUGUUUUUUAAAGUGUCCUGAUGCUGCUCAAUAAUCCAGGUAGAAAAAUCUAACGA
Nematolebias whitei (Rio pearlfish) is the source of this 4263-nucleotide messenger RNA. It is a transcript of the gene slkb, whose product is annotated as STE20-like kinase b. Gene Ontology annotation, biological process: protein phosphorylation. The transcript has 18 exons. Bases 438 to 3365 code for a protein of 975 amino acids. The record is from RefSeq and is a predicted model, not a curated record. Lineage: Eukaryota; Metazoa; Chordata; Actinopteri; Cyprinodontiformes; Rivulidae. Gene Ontology annotation, molecular function: ATP binding; protein serine/threonine kinase activity.